AUGCUUAGAGUUUCAUUCAAGAACGUUGUUCGUUCAAGUUACAUCAAGAGUAUACCCACAUUUACCCGUUUCUACUCGGUCCCUAAAUUCGAAAUGACUCCAGGUCCACCAAGACUCCCCAAAGAACAGCAAGAAGAAUUUGAAAAGUUACAAAAUAUAGCCAACUCCCAAAUCGCUAUAGAAGAAUAUAAUGACAGUUUGAAAGCUGGUGAACCCGUUGGGGAACAACCUGUGGAUUUCAAGCCACCUACUUUACAAUCAGACAUUGGCAGUAUUGCUUAUUUGAAGACCAUUCCUGAAUUUGAAGGGGAAGUUAAUCCCAAGACGGGUGAGAUUGGAGGACCCAAACAAGAUCCUUUGAAGCAUGGUGAUGAGUGGAGUUAUAAUGGGAGAGUCAUUGAUUUUUAA
Spathaspora passalidarum NRRL Y-27907 is the source of this 408-nucleotide messenger RNA. RefSeq lists its product as uncharacterized. Bases 1 to 408 code for a protein of 135 amino acids. The transcript has a single exon. The record is from RefSeq and is a predicted model, not a curated record. Gene Ontology annotation, cellular component: mitochondrion. NCBI's taxonomy places the organism in Eukaryota, Fungi, Ascomycota, Pichiomycetes, Serinales, Debaryomycetaceae. Gene Ontology annotation, biological process: mitochondrial respiratory chain complex II assembly.